CUCAUCAUUGCAAAUACACCAAUUUGCAGUUCUGAAGAAUUGAUUCGUGUUGUUUGCCUAUUUUCGGCGGUGAACUAAAUAUAUUUAUUCCCUUUAAUUCUAUAAAAUCUUGAAUAGAAAUGGCUGACGUGCUAGAUAUUGAUAACGCCGAGGAGUUUGAGGUGGAUGAGGACGGUGAUCAGGGCAUUGUUCGCCUAAAGGAGAAAGUCAAGCACCGCAAAGGUCGCGGUUUUGGUAGCGAAAGCAAUUCCCGCGAGCCAAUACAGAGCUAUGAACGCGUCCGCCAUGAAGACGACGACGAAUUGGAGCCGGGUCCACAACGUUCCGUUGAGGGUUGGAUUUUAUUUGUUACCUCAAUACAUGAGGAAGCGCAAGAGGAUGAUAUCCAAGAGAAAUUUUGCGAGUUUGGCGACAUCAAAAACAUACACUUGAAUUUGGAUCGUCGCACUGGUUUCUCAAAGGGUUAUGCGCUAGUAGAAUACGAAACUCACAAACAAGCACUUGCUGCAAAAGAAGCACUCCAUGGCACGGAAAUCAUGGGACAAGUAAUACAGGUGGACUGGUGUUUCGUAAAAGGACCGAAACGGAUGAAGAAAUCUGAAAAGCGCAGGAGAUAAAUACUGCAGAAAAAAAACAAAAUGCGUGCAAG
Anastrepha ludens (Mexican fruit fly) is the source of this 649-nucleotide messenger RNA. It is a transcript of the gene tsu, whose product is annotated as RNA-binding protein 8A. Gene Ontology annotation, cellular component: cytoplasm; exon-exon junction complex; nucleus. Bases 120 to 617 code for a protein of 165 amino acids. NCBI's taxonomy places the organism in Eukaryota, Metazoa, Arthropoda, Insecta, Diptera, Tephritidae. Gene Ontology annotation, molecular function: mRNA binding. The transcript has 2 exons. The record is from RefSeq and is a predicted model, not a curated record. Gene Ontology annotation, biological process: RNA splicing.